AUGUAUGGAGACUUGGGCAACAAGCUGGUCCAACAUGCCAAACGAACGCAGAACUUGGCACAUCUACCACCUUACCAGACCGAGAUCGUCCGCGCCGUGACACGCGAAGUGAGGGACCUCGACAAAGAUGUGGGAGAACUUCUCGAGCCUUUCCAAGGUUCAUUCGACCCCAGCGCCGACCAGGCAAUUGCCUAUACAAUUCUCGUGAACCAUCUAUCUAUGCGAAGGAACAAAAGGUGUUUACUUGCCUACCACCGGACACGGACAGACAAGCUAGAGGAGCAGGUAUGGAAUGGAUCAGACGUAGUUGAUUUGUCUGGUCAGCAAGUACGAGAUACGAGCAACUCUGGCACAGGAAGCAGCGGUGCGACGAGCAGUCUGAGCCCGCAAGAGGAGGAGUACGUUCGGCAGUAUAGUGACGUGUUGGCCGCAUACAAAGGUCAAUGGACGGAUAUCGAUCUCACGGGUAGCCUGGAGCCGCCACGAGACUUGUUUAUUGACGUACGAGUCAUCAAGGAUGCUGGAGAGAUCCAAACAGAAUACGGGGCUAUCACUUUGACUAAAAACAGUCAGUUUUACGUUCGCCAAGGAGAUGUCGAAAGACUUAUAACACAAGGAUAUUUGCAUAAGCUUGGUUGA
Fusarium pseudograminearum CS3096 is the source of this 639-nucleotide messenger RNA. RefSeq lists its product as uncharacterized. Gene Ontology annotation, cellular component: GINS complex. Gene Ontology annotation, biological process: DNA replication; DNA strand elongation involved in mitotic DNA replication. The transcript is spliced from 3 exons. The coding region runs from base 1 to 639 and encodes 212 amino acids. Lineage: Eukaryota; Fungi; Ascomycota; Sordariomycetes; Hypocreales; Nectriaceae. The record is from RefSeq and is a predicted model, not a curated record.